Messenger RNA from Ruditapes philippinarum (Manila clam), 9510 nucleotides. Its product is annotated as serine/threonine-protein kinase mTOR-like. The record is from RefSeq and is a predicted model, not a curated record. The coding region runs from base 148 to 7557 and encodes 2469 amino acids. Gene Ontology annotation, cellular component: TORC1 complex; nucleus; TORC2 complex. NCBI's taxonomy places the organism in Eukaryota, Metazoa, Mollusca, Bivalvia, Venerida, Veneridae. Gene Ontology annotation, biological process: protein phosphorylation; negative regulation of macroautophagy; TOR signaling. Gene Ontology annotation, molecular function: protein serine/threonine kinase activity; protein binding; protein-containing complex binding. The transcript is spliced from 50 exons.
CAACAAUAUCAAAGCAUAUCAUUCGGAAAUACAUUAACGGAGGAAACGAAAAACUGCAGAUAUAUCGAUGUCUCAAAAGAAUAAAAUGGACUGACCUACAGGAUACUGUCAGAUAAUCAAUAUUGAUAAAGGAGCAUCUCUCCCAAAAUGUCUACUACAGCUGCUAUGGUACAGUUUGUGUCGGGACUGAAAAGUCGCAAUGAGGAGACCAGGAUUAGGACAGCCCAUGAGCUGCACCAUUUUGUCAGUACAGAACUUCGGGAAAUGCCCGUUGAUGAGCAUACACAUUUCAUGGAUCAGUUCAACCAUCACAUUUUUGAAAUGGUCUCUAGUUCAGACCUAAGUGAAAGGAAAGGGGGAAUUCUGGCCAUAGUGAGCUUGAUUGGAGUAGACGUUGGAAAUACAGCCACCAGGAUAAGUCGCUUUGCCAACUAUCUACAUAACUUACUACCUUCUAAUGAUGUGGUUGUCAUGGAAAUGGCGGCUAAAGCAAUGGGUAUACUGGCAUUGUCCUCGGGUACCUAUGCUGCGGAAUAUGUUGAGUUUGAGGUAAAGCGAGCACUAGAAUGGCUGACUGGUGACAGAAAUGAAGGGAAAAGACUUGCAGCUGUGUUGUGUGUAAAGGAGUUAGCUGUUAACACGCCUACAUUUUUCUUCCAACAAAUACAACAGUUCUUAGAUUGUAUUUUCACAGCAGUCCGAGAUCCAAAGCCAAUGAUUCGGGAAGGUGCAGUGGCUGCUUUGAGAGCGGCGUUAGCAGUAACAUCUCAACGUGAAGGGAAGACUAGUCAGACAACGCAGUGGUACAAGCAAUGUUUUGAUGAGGUGGACAAAUGGUACGAUGAUGCCAAUGGCCGUGAAAAGAAACUAACGAAGGAUGAUUGGGCCCAUGGUUCCCUGUUGAUUGUGAAUGAACUACUGAGAUGUAGUAAUGUUGAAGGAGAGAGACUUAGAAUGGAGAUGGAAGAGAUUACAGCACAACAAUAUUUGCAUGAGAGAACACUUAAAGAAUAUUCGAGGAAUAAAGUGCAUGGAAGCUUAAUGGCCAUGCAACACUUCCAACAAAAGUCAUCUCCCCUUAAUACCUUUGGUCUAGGUGGGCGGCAGAUUAUGAGAAAACCCACACUGUUUGAAAGCAGAUAUUGUAAGGAAUUGAUGGCUGAAAAUUUUGAUAAGGUUUGUGGCCUUGUUUUACGUCACAAGUCCAGUAGAAGUGUGUAUGUACAGCAGACACUGCUUAUUGUGUUUCCAAGAUUGGCAGCGUUCAAUCCAGAAUUGUUCUGCAGACUGUAUUUAGAAGAAACCCUAUAUUUCCUGAUUGCUGCACUAAAGUCUCAGAGAGAAAAAACGACAGCGUUCCAAGCAAUCGGCCUUCUUGCAAUAUCCGUAAACCAAAACAUUUCCAAGUACCUCUCUCGUAUUAUGGAAAUUGUACGAUUAGCUUUACCUUCAAAAGAUACACAAACAAAAAAACACAAGAACUUUGUUGUUGACCCAUCUGUAUUUACAUGCAUAAGCAUGUUAGCAAAAGCCAUAGGACCUGGCAUGCGCAAGGAUGUCCAUGACCUUCUAGAGUCAAUGUUGGCCACAGGUUUAAGCCCAGCUCUGACAGCGGCACUGAGGGACCUGGCCGCACAGAUACCCCAAUUGAAGAAAGAGAUUCAGGAUGGGUUGUUGAAAAAUCUGUCUCUUGUAUUAAUGGGUAGACCAUUGAAGCACCCUGGAGCUACUAGAAGUCCAGCUACACCAUCCCCUGCUUCAGGAUCAUCUGGUACUGUUGUAGAAGUUCAAGAUGUCACCAGUAUUACUCUGGCAUUGAAAACACUCGGCAGCUUUGAUUUUGAGGGUCAUUCUUUAACACAGUUUGUACGACACUGUGCCGAGCAUUACCUGGCAAGUGAGCAUAAGGAGAUAAGGUCAGAGGCUGUGAAGACGUGUGCGAGACUUCUCUCCCCUUUACUCAAUUUGUUGGCCAGUAAUCAAGGUCAGAUAAGCAUGGCAGCCAUGAAUACUGUAGCAGAGGUACUGAAUAAACUUCUAGUUGUUGGUAUAACUGAUGUUGAUCCUGAUAUAAGACUAUGUGUGCUUGGUUCCCUGGAUGAGAGAUUUGAUGACCAUUUAGCUCAAGCCGAGAACCUGUCUGCACUAUUUGUUGCCCUUAACGACGAGGUGUUUGAGAUCAGAGAGAUUGCCAUCUGUAUGAUUGGACGCUUGAGCAGCAAAAAUCCAGCUUACGUGAUGCCGUCAUUGAGAAAAACACUCAUUCAGAUUUUAACAGAGUUGGAGCACAGUGGUGUUGGCAGGAAUAAAGAGCAAGCAGCUCGGAUGUUAGGCCAUCUUGUAGCUAAUGCUGCAAGGCUUGUCAGACCUUAUAUGGAUCCUAUCCUAAAGGUGUUGAUUCCAAAGCUUAAGGAUCCAGAUCCAAAUCCUGCAGUGACUGUCAGUGUAUUGGCUGCCAUUGGUGAGCAAGCCCAGGUUAGUGGAAUUGAGAUGAGAAAAUCCAUGGAUGAACUGUUACCUAUAAUACUGGAUAUGCUACAAGACUCCUCAGCUCUACAGAAACGUGAGGUUGCACUGUGGACAGUGGCACAGCUUAUUGAGAGUACAGGAUAUGUUGUUGAACCGUACAAGAAAUAUCCCAAACUUCUAGAGGUACUUCUAGAUUUCCUGAAGACAGAACAGUCCACAGGCAUCAGGAGAGAGGUAUUACGAGUUCUGGGUGUCCUAGGUGCACUAGAUCCGCACAAACACAAGAUGAACCUAGGUUUGAUACAGAAAGGCGAGUCUGGAACAGUACUCAGCAUGUCAGAUCCCAAAACUGGUCAGGACUCUGCUCAAGAAGAAAACACGAGUGAAAUGCUGGCAAACAUGAGUGCCUCAGCCACGUUGGAGGAGUUCUACCCAGCCAUUGCCAUAGCAACGUUAAUGAGGAUUAUACGUGACCCCACCCUGUCCAAGCACAACUCUAUGGUUGUCCAAGCUAUAACGUUUAUAUUUAAAAGUUUAGGUAUUAAGUGCGUACCAUAUAUACAGCAAGUGAUUCCAGCCUAUUUGACUGUGAUACGAACAGCUGAUCCCUCAUUUAGAGAUUCACUAUUUCAACAGCUUGGAUUAAUUAUCGCCAUUGUGAAUCAGCAUAUCAAAAACUACCUGGAUGAUAUAUUCAGUCUAAUCAAGGAAUUUUGGACACCAAACAGCCCAAUGCAGAAUACUAUUAUAUUGUUGAUAGAGCAUAUUGUUACUGCACUUGGUACAGAUUUUAAGGUUUACUUGCCACAGAUUAUUCCCCAAAUACUCAAAGUGUUCAUGCACGAUUCUAGUGCUCAGAGGGUCGUAACAGCUAAGUUAUUAAAUGCCCUACAGCUGUUUGGUGCUAACUUGGAUGAUUAUUUACAUUUGCUACUUCCUCCUGUUGUAAAAUUGUUUGACUCAACAGAUGUACCAAUACCUGUCCGAAGGGUUGCCCUGGAAACCAUAGACAGACUGACGGACAAUUUGGAUUUGACUGAUUUUGCGUCUCGUAUUAUACACCCCCUGGCUCGAACCCUAGACAUGACUCCCGAGUUACAGUCAACAGCAAUGGACACCCUGUGUGCCCUGAUCAUGCAACUAGGACAGAAGUUUCUCAUCUUUAUACCAAUGUUGACGAAGAUAACAACAAAACAUAAGAUACAGCAUCAGAGAUAUAACAUCCUUAUGUGUAUGAUACUGAAGGGUACUACAAUAGCCGAGGAAGAGGAUGAUCCUAUAUUAAUGAAGUACAAGAGAAACAGGAGUAAAGUUGUCGAGUCAGAGAAGAAACAGUCAGAGCAGACGGUCAUCAAAAAACUUCAUGUUAGCUUUAUGAAUCUACAAAUGGCUCUGGGUGCAGGAAGACGUGUCUCAAAGGAAGACUGGAUGGAAUGGUUGAGACGAUUAAGUAUAGAGUUAUUGAAGGAGUCACCAUCCCCUGCCCUCCGUUCAUGCUGGGCCCUUGCUCAGUCCUACAACCCUCUUGCCAGGGAUCUGUUUAACGCAGCAUUUGUGUCAUGUUGGACGGAGUUGACUGAGACGCAACAAGAUGAAUUGAUCAACAACUUAGAACAGGCAUUAACGUCACAGGAAAUACCAGAAAUCACACAGACCUUGCUAAACCUUGCUGAGUUCAUGGAACAUUGUGAUAAGGGUCCAUUACCACUGGAAGCCUCAUUAUUAGGUCAGCAAGCUAUGAAGUGUAGGGCAUAUGCUAAAGCUCUUCACUACAAGGAGGAGGAGUUCCACAGAGGCCCAACAACAGACACACUGGAGGCUUUAAUAAGUAUCAACAACAAGUUACAGCAGCCAGAAUCAGCGGCUGGGGUACUAGAGUAUGCCAUGAAACAUCACAGAGCUGAUCUGAAAAUCCAGGAAGGCUGGUUUGAGAAAUUGCAUGACUGGAACCGAGCAUUGGAAGCUUAUCAGGAGAAACAGUUACAUAACCCUGAGAACGUGAACCUGAUGCUAGGGAGAAUGAGGUGUCUCGAGGCCCUUGCAGAGUGGAAUCAGUUACAUCAGUUAGCCUGUGAGAAUUGGUCCACGGUCAGUGAUGAUGUGAGGAGUAAAAUGGCCACCAUGGCAUCGGCUUCAGCUUGGGGUUUAGGUCAAUGGGACACUAUGGAAGAGUACAUGUUAUUUAUUCCACGGACAACUUAUGAUGGAGCGUUUUAUCGUGCCGUGUUUGCCGUGCAUUCUGAGAACUUCCUCCUAGCACAGCAGUGUAUCGACAAAUCACGAGAUAUCCUAGAUACAGAGCUGACGGCCAUGGCUGGCGAGAGUUAUAGCAGAGCUUAUGGGGCAAUGGUGAAUGUUCAGAUGUUAUCAGAGCUGGAGGAGGUUAUACAAUAUAAACUGGUUCCUGAAAGACGAGAUGCCAUCAAACAGAUGUGGUGGGACAGACUACAGGGUUGCCAGCGUGUAGCCGAAGAUUGGCAGAGGAUUAUCCAGGUUCGAUCCCUGGUUGUCUCCCCUCAGGAGGACAUUAAAACAUGGCUUAAAUAUUCUAGUCUUUGUAGAAAAAGUGGAAGACUGGCCCUGUCACACAAGACACUGGUCAUGUUACUAGGAAUGGAUCCUAGUAAGCAACCUGACCAGCAAAUACCUACAGUCAAUCCAAAAAUUACGUUUGCUUAUCUUAAACAUAUGUGGAAAAAUAACCAAAGGACUGAUGCAUAUGAGAAGCUACAGAUGUUUGUUAAACAUUCUUUACAAACAAGAACAUUACAACUUCUCUCACCAGAGGAUGUUACACAGAGAACUGAGCUUAAUAAACUCAUGGCCAGAUGUUACCUGAAACUAGGUGACUGGUCAGAGGCCAAUCUAGGCUUGAACGAGCAGACCAUACCGCAGGUGCUAGAUUACUUUGCCCUAGCCACUGAGCAUGACAAGAACUGGUAUAAGGCCUGGCAUAUGUGGGCACUCAUGAACUAUGAGGCAGUGUUGUUCUAUAAACAGAAGGAUUCCGGAUCACAGAAUCAGGAGAUCAAUUUGCCUAUAACACCAAGACCAGAUACAAUUGCUUCCAAGAUUCAUAAGUAUUGUGUUCCAGCAGUUCAUGGAUUCUUCAAGUCAAUCAGUCUGUCCUCACAGAACAGUCUUCAAGAUACACUAAGAUUAUUAACUCUAUGGUUUGACUAUGGACAGUGGCCUGAGGUACAUGAAGCUCUGAUAGAUGGUAUAAAGGCUAUCAAGAUAGAUAAUUGGCUACAGGUUAUUCCCCAGUUAAUUGCAAGGAUUGACACAUCUCGCACUCUGGUUGGAAGAUUGAUCCACCAGUUACUGAUGGAUGUAGGCAAGGAACAUCCCCAAGCCCUUAUCUAUCCUCUGACAGUAGCAUCCAAGUCUAACGUAACAGCUCGACAGAAUGCCGCUAACAAAGUGCUGAAGAAUAUGAGGGAACACAGUAACACGCUGGUUCAACAAGCUAUGUUGGUGAGCGAUGAGUUUAUUAGAGUGGCUAUUUUAUGGCACGAAUUAUGGCAUGAAGGCCUGGAGGAGGCGUCUAGGUUAUACUUUGGAGAGAGGAACGUGAAAGGAAUGUUCGCCACUUUGGAGCCGCUACAUGCUAUGAUGGAACGAGGACCUCAAACACUGAAAGAGACUUCAUUUAACCAGGCAUACGGGAGAGAUUUGAUGGAGGCGCAGGAAUGGUGUAAGAAGUAUCAGAGGUCUGGGAAUGUUAAGGACCUUACACAGGCAUGGGAUUUAUACUACCAUGUGUUUAGAAGGAUUUCAAAACAACUUCCGCAGUUAACAUCACUGGAGCUACAGUACGUUUCACCAAAGUUAUUACGAUGUCAAGAGUUAGAGUUAGCUGUUCCUGGCACAUAUGAUCCCAAGCAGCCUAUAGUAAAGAUUCGCCGUGUACAGAGUAACUUGGCUGUUAUCACAUCGAAACAGAGACCUAGAAAAAUCAGUGUGUUUGGGAGUGAUGGACAAGAGUACCAGUUCUUGCUGAAAGGUCAUGAAGAUUUGAGACAAGAUGAACGCGUGAUGCAGUUGUUUGGAUUGGUCAAUUCUUUGUUACUAAGCGUCCCAGAGACAUUCCGUAGAAAUCUAACGAUUCAGAGAUUCUCUGUUAUACCGUUGUCAACAAACUCCGGACUAAUAGGCUGGGUACCACACACUGAUACCCUACAUUCUUUGAUUCGAGACUACCGUGAAAAGAAGAAGAUUCUCCUUAAUAUUGAACAUAGACUCAUGCUAAGGAUGGCCCCAGAUUAUGAUCACCUGACAUUGAUGCAGAAAGUGGAAGUGUUUGAGCAUGCCCUAGAACACACACAGGGAGAUGACCUGGCAAAGAUACUCUGGUACAAGAGUCCAAACUCUGAGAUAUGGUUUGAUAGAAGGACCAACUACACACGGUCUCUGGCUGUGAUGUCAAUGGUGGGCUAUGUUCUUGGACUAGGUGACAGACAUCCUUCCAAUUUGAUGUUAGAUCGAAUGAGCGGAAAGAUAAUACACAUUGAUUUUGGCGACUGUUUUGAGGUUGCCAUGGUGAGGGAGAAAUUCCCGGAGAAGAUACCUUUUAGAUUAACACGUAUGCUAAUUAAUGCCAUGGAGGUGACAGGUAUCGGUGGCAACUACAAGAUGACAUGUGAAAGUGUCAUGUCAGUAUUGAGAGAACAUAAAGACAGUCUCAUGGCAGUGUUGGAAGCCUUUGUAUAUGAUCCAUUACUUAACUGGAGACUUAUGGAUACGACCACAAAAACUAAGACGAAAUCAACGCGCUCGGAUCCAACCUACUCUGAGAGCAGUAACGACCAGGGAGACAACUUUGAGAACGUAGAGUUGACACAGUCUAGUCAUAAGAAAUCAGUAGCGGAGGCAAGCCAACCCGCAGCUGGUGAUAAUUCGCAACAAGAGAGUCUGAACAAGAAGGCUAUUAGCAUCGUCGAGCAUGUUCGUGCUAAACUGACAGGUCGUGAUUUCUCCGUGGAGACGCCAGUGGAUGUAGCCAAUCAGGUGGACUUAUUAAUCAAGCAGGCAACAUCGCACGAGAAUCUAUGCCAGUGUUAUAUUGGUUGGUGCCCAUUCUGGUGAAAAAAAUAAAUAAAACAGUGGUAAAUAAUUUUAAACUGUAUAAACACAACGAGGUUUAUCCUGUAAAACCAAAAUAUAUUUGUAAAGUAUAGAUAAAUGUUAAUGAAACAGAGACAAAGUGUGUAAACAUUAAAAUCAAAUGAAUAGGUCAAGGACUGUUUCUAAUUUUAUUAAUCCUAGAAAGCUCUAGGACAGUAUUAAAGGUUAAAAAUAUGUUCUACAUGUAUUUACAAUUUUUCCAGUUAACAACACUUGUUGGAAAGAUUGAAAUGGACACCUCCAUAGUGAUGUGUCAGUAAAUCAUUUACCCAUCAAUGUUUUGGGCAUAAAAUCAUACCAAAGAUUUGGAUUCUCAUAAUAAGUUGUAACAAAGGUUGAUGGUUUAACAUGGGUGCCUGCUUGUGCGUGAAAUAAGAUAUAAAGAGCCACCCAGAGGUAAUUUUCCACCUGCUAAACUGACCUCCACUGCUAGGUGCAACUCGAUUGAUAUGACCCAACCAAAGCGAAAAGAGGAUAAUUAUUGUAAUGAACUGGUGUUUUGAUAUAUAAUUCUUGGGCAAUCACUAUAGAAGUUUGAAAUUUUUACACUGAAAAAGAGAUGCAAUAUUGACGUAAAUUUUUUAAUUUUUAUGACAUGGUGUGAACAAAGUUCUGUGUAAAACAAUAUUGUUUAAAUUUCUCGGAUAAUGGUACAUAUAUGUUUCACAUAUUGUGGUGCUGUUGAUAAACUGUAUCUUUAGACAAUAUCUUACAGGAGUAUCUUUUUGUCACUUCAAUAUGCAUAUUUGUUUUUAUGAUUGAUGUCAUUCACAUAUGUUGAUAUAUGCAAUCACAUAUUAUGUUAUUUAUGUGAUCACAUUUUAUGUUAUUUAUGUGAUCAUACAUUAUGUCGAUUUAUGUGAUCAGAGUCCUACAUUAUGUGGAUUGAUGUCAUUAUGUAUUGUGUCGAUUUAUGUGAUCAUAAAUUGUUUUGAUGCAUGUGGAUAUGUGUGAAUUAUGUUGAUACACAUCAUUUACAAGGGGUGUUCGUGGCAAAGUGGUUAUGGUCGUUGACUUCAAACCACAUGCCCCUCGUCGCUCUGGGUUUGAAUCCUGACAUGAACUGUGGCUCCUUUCAUUUGAGGAAGCUAUCUAGUUAGUUUACGGAAUGUUGGUGCUACUCGGGUGCCCGUUCAUGCCUGAAAUAAUGCACGGAAGGGCACCUGAGGUCUUCCUCCACCAGUAAACCAAGAAAGUCACCAUAUGUCCUAUACUUUUUGGUGUGACAAAAUCAACCCCCCCCCCCCCCCAAAAAAAAAAAAAAAGAUGUGAUCAUUUAUUAUGUCGAUUAAUGUGAUCACGUAUAAUGUUGAUUCAUGUGGUUAUGUUGUUAUAUAUAUAUGGUCAUAUUUUAUGUUGACUUAUAUGAUCAUACAUUAUGUUGAUUCAUGUGAUUAUGUUGAUAUAUAUGGUCAUGUUUUAUGUUGAUUAAUGUGAUCAUUUAUAUUAAACAUGUAAAUGUUGAUUUUGAUUCAUGUAAACAUGUUGAUUACUGAUUUCAAUCACAGUUACACAGAUACACUACAAAUACAUUACAUUUUACCUUUGUGAGUUAUUUAGCUAUAGUUUUUUUUGCAACCAAAAGAAAAUUCAGACAAACAAAGAAUACAACUGUUCCUUGGUUUUAUUGUGAUGCUGUAAGUCUAACCUUUAAUCUUGUUUAAUUUAGGCAUCAAAAUAACGAAGUAUUUGAUAUAAUCAAGUGGUGAAAAUGUGUGCUCAGAAUGGGGAAAAACUAUUGUCAUUUACCUUACCUAUUUUCAUUGAUAUACUUUGUAAGUUAUUUUUUUCUUCUAAUAGUGAAUAUGUAUUGUUAAGAAUAUAUUAAAUGAUUCUUUGGAAUUAAUAUGUGUAUUAAUGAUAAAAGGUUUUGUUCGUUUGUUGCAUAAUGAAAAUAAAAUAAUAAAAAAUGUA